This is a messenger RNA of Phytophthora sojae, 1458 nucleotides long. RefSeq lists its product as hypothetical. Gene Ontology annotation, molecular function: protein kinase activity; ATP binding. The transcript has a single exon. Lineage: Eukaryota; Oomycota; Peronosporomycetes; Peronosporales; Peronosporaceae. The record is from RefSeq and is a predicted model, not a curated record. Bases 1 to 1458 code for a protein of 485 amino acids. Gene Ontology annotation, biological process: protein phosphorylation.
AUGUCGACCGAGGGCUUCCCCAUCGCCGGGCUCAAGGGCUCCCCCUCCAGCGUCAAGACGCUCACGGACCUGUCCAGUCGCUGCCGCCGCAUGCCCGAGAACGAGAAGCUCUGUCGCCAGGUGCUCGACCGUCUCCAGUUCCUGCACGCGUCCGUGUCGCCCCUCCCCGCCGAGGACCCCCUCAAGGCCAAGUACACGGACGUCGUGGUGCGCUUCACCAAGCUCAUGCGCCGCAAGCCGCUGCUGCUGCGUCUGGCCAGCAGCGAGACGCUCGUCACGACCAUCCGCGAGCUGCAGCUCAAGCUCAGCGACGUGGCCCAAGGCCUCCACCUGGCCGACAAGCCCGAGGCCACGCGCUGGGAGCAGCAGUGGGACGCCGACCGCAACGAGCAGUUCGGCAAGCUCAACGAGCUCGUGACGGGCGCGUCCGAGCGCAUGCUCGUGAACGAGUUCCGCGGCGACAAGAAGGUGCAGGAGGCGCUCAUGAACCUCAACAGCGGCAUCAAGUGGAAGGGCCAGACGCCCGAGAUGCUCAAGCUCAAGGAGGACACCUUUGCGAGGGUCUCGGGCUACUUGAACCAGACGGGCAUGCGCAUGUUCGACUGGUUCAUCCCCAUCGACGACGUCGAGUACGAGGACGAGGCCAUCGGCAACCGCGGCACCUUCGGAGACGUGUGCAGGGGCUCGUGGAUCCACGACGGAGAGCGCACCGAGGUCGUGGUCAAGCGGCUGUUUCCCGAGACGUCGAGCGAGUCGGACGACGCCUUCCUGCGGCAGCUCGAGCUCUGGGGCGGCCUCCCGCCCAACAAGCACAUCCUCAAGCUCCACGGCGGCUCCCACGUCAGCAAGCCGCAGUUCUACAUCUGCGAGAACGCGCACUACGGCAACCUGGCCGAGUUCCUCGAGGACGACAAGCACAGCGGCCUCUUCUGGCGCAUGUUCCUGCAGGUGGCCGAGGGCGUCAAGUUCCUGCACAGCCAGAACACGGUGCACGGCGGACUCAAGUGCAAUAACAUCCUCGUGGGCGAAGGCUUCACCCCCAAGCUCGCGGACUUUGGCUUCAGCACGGUGCGCACGCUGUCGGCGGGGCUGAGUCAGAACGCGGGCCAGGCCAACGCCAAGUCGGUGCGCUGGAAGCCCAAGGAGGUGCUGGAGGAGGCGGGCACGGAGGCGGCCCGCUACGAGUCGGACGUCUAUUCGUUGGCCAUGUGCAUGAUCGAGGCCAAGACCCACGAGGUCCCCUUUGGCAUGGACGACGACACGGAGGCCAUGGACAAGAUCAUGAGCGGCGAGAGGCACGAGCGUCCUGAGGAACUGACGGACGCCGAGUGGGACUUCAUCUGCCGCCUGAGCCACCCGGACUUCAAGAAGCGUCCGACGAUCGACCAGGUGAUUGCCGAGAUCAGCGCGUUCGCUGACGCCGAGGAGAAGCAGCAGCCCAUGGCAAGUAUGGCGUAA